This is a messenger RNA of Kluyveromyces marxianus DMKU3-1042, 1077 nucleotides long. It is a transcript of the gene CHA1, whose product is annotated as L-serine/L-threonine ammonia-lyase CHA1. Gene Ontology annotation, molecular function: L-serine ammonia-lyase activity; threonine deaminase activity; pyridoxal phosphate binding. Lineage: Eukaryota; Fungi; Ascomycota; Saccharomycetes; Saccharomycetales; Saccharomycetaceae. Gene Ontology annotation, biological process: L-serine catabolic process; L-threonine catabolic process. The record is from RefSeq and is a predicted model, not a curated record. The coding region runs from base 1 to 1077 and encodes 358 amino acids. The transcript has a single exon.
AUGAAUGUACUUAAGAUAAAUUCAUCGUUAUUCAACAAAACUCCUUUGCUCCGUCACACUUUCAAAAAGAACUCAGGCCCAAAGAUACUCUUAAAAUAUGAGUUCCUGCAACCAAGUGGAAGUUUCAAGAGCAGGGGUAUUGGCCAUCUAAUAUCAAAAAGAGUAGAAGAACUUUAUAAAAGGAAACCUGGUAUCCAAGGGCAUGUAUUCGCUAGCUCUGGAGGUAAUGCAGGGCUCGCAGCGGCGGUUGCUUCUUCAGAACUUCAAAUUCCAUGUACAGUAGUUGUCUCUAAAGCUACCCGCCCAAGGUUGGUGGAAAAAAUAAAAUCUUACGGGGCACGGGUAAUUGUUUAUGGGAGACACUGGAAAGAAGCAGAUACUUACAUGAGAGAGAACUUAAUGAAGCAGGUUAAUACUGAAACUCAUGAACCGAUAUAUACUCAUCCCUUUGAUAAUCCACUCAUAUGGGAGGGUCAUUCAUAUAUGGUUGAUGAAAUUUUAAAUUCCCUAAAAAACCUGAAUAUUUCCGCCGAUGAAGUUAAAGGUAUAGUUUGCAGCUUUGGUGGGGGUGGCCUAUAUAAUGGCAUAAUCAAGGGACUUGAAAAGCAUAAUCUUGCUGAGCAGGUCCCCGUUGUGUGUGCUGAAACAAAGGGAACAGAUGUGUUACGUGCUUCUUUAAUUGCAGACAAGCUCGUUGAAUUCGCUGAGAUUAAAAGUUGUGCAACUUCAUUAGGUACAGCAAAUAUAUCUAGUGUUGCUUUUGAAAAUGUUAAAAAAUAUUCAAGCAAGUCUGCAGUCGUUAGUGACAAGGAUGUCAUCGAGACUUGCUUACAAUUUUCGAAGGAUACGAACAUUGUUACAGAACCAGGUUGUGGAGCUACCCUAUAUUUUGGUUAUAACCCACAUAGGUUACAAGAAAUUUUGGGUACCAAGUUUAAAGAAGAUGAUUAUGUCAUAUUAAUCGGAUGCGGUGGCUCCUCGACAAACCUUAAAGAACUUCAAGAGCUAUCCAGAUCUUUUAAUACUCAUAUUCCUCUUCCGCAAACUCAACCGAACGACGUUCUAUAUGGUUCAUGA